AUGACAUACAGUCAAGCUUGCAGACCAUGCGCAAAGCGCAAAGUUCGGUGCGACAAAUUAGAGCCAUGUUCGAAUUGCAAGCGCCGAAAAACUGAUAAAUGCACGUAUCCUCCCCGUACCCCCUCGGAUCGCAUUCGAGAGCUCGAAGGCCUUGUCCGCGAGCUCGUUCACUCCGCACCCACUGAUGGCGCGUCUUCAUCACGUGAUGGAAAUGGCACGCAGCAAGGCACUCAUGCCAUAUCUGGAAUCAGGAGCAAUGAUCCGAUUCUGGUAGAAGAGGAUGGCACAGUGCAAUAUCUGGAGUCGCGUUCCUGGAGGCCUUGGAGAGCAGAUAGCGGGCCUGAUCAAGGGAUGCGACCUCCAGGAGACUUUACCACGAUAUCACCUCCCAAGUUGCCGCAUGCACUAGCGGGCGUUCUGCCUAGCCACAACGCCCCUACCAUUGCAAAUCCACCAGUUGAUACACAUCGGGCCCGUGUUCUGUGGGAUACAUUCAAGGAACGCGUCGAGCCUUUGGUCAGGGUUGUAUUUCGAUGGCAAAUAGACAACCUGAUGAGUCGAACAAUGUGCGCCGAUUCUACGCCACUCUCAAACCUUGAGCAAAGCCUUGUCAAUGCUAUUUAUUACGCCAGCGCCAAUAGUCUCACUGACGACCAGUGUAUGAUGCUUCUGCAAAUACCAAAAAGUACUCUUCUUUCCCAUUGCCAAACACAGUGCGAACAGUCUCUUCUUGGACCAGAUCUCUUUUGCGUUACGGAUAUCUUGACAAUUAAGGCGGUCAUAUUUUACAUCGUCGCAAGUAUAGGCCGACUCAGCACGCAAAGUUUAUGGUCCAUCAUUGGCAUGACUUUGCGCAACGCAGAGAAGCUAGGACUACAUCGGGAUGGAUUGCUACUCGGUCUUGCACCAAUUCACGUCGAAGAUCGGCGACGCGUUUGGUGGCAGCUCCAGCACCUUGACUUGGCCUUAGCUGUAAGGAUUGGCCUUACUCCGAUGACUUUAUCAGCUGGCUGGGAUGUGGAGAUGCCUUCGAACAUUGAAGAUGAUGAUAUCACACCGACAUGUACCUCAAUCCCACGGCCCAGAACAGGAUUGACAGCCAUAUCAUACUGUCUUUUCACUUACUGGGUUCUCAAACAGCAAAGGCAGACCUUUCUCGCCAAAUACGGCCAUUUCGAACUGUCUUGGCAGAUCAACAGUAAGGUUAAAGAGAGCGCUAAGGACGACAUGAUGACUCAACUGGAAGCUGGGAUUAACAUAGAAUUUCUACAAUACUGUGACCCCAUCAAGCCUUUGGAUGUAAUUCUCCAGCUAUUCGCAAGACUCUUCAUCACUUCGAUGCAUCUCAGGAUCCUCCAUGGCCGAGUAUUCUCCGGAAAGGGUGAUGAUCGCCCAAAGCUUCUCCAAGCAUCCACACAAACCUUACGGUACAACAUCGCUAUCCAAAGUCAACCGUCUUUGAUACAGUUCCGAUGGAUGAGCAAGGCAUGGUUCAACUGGCAAGCAUUCAUGUGUGUUCUCAUCGAAGCCCGAGACGCUACCGACAUGAUCCGGGCACAAGAACUAUGGAAACUCAUGCUAGAAGUGUAUGCGGCGCAUGACGAGCUGCUUGAUUUUGCUAGGGAUCGAAGAAGGAUACAAGCAGCAGAAAUUAUCCUUACAACAUGGCAUAGUCACAAAGAGAAAUUUGCGGGUCACAGUCCUGACAAGCCAGAAAUGCUCUCCAAGCUCUCGCUUGAACUAGCCACGUACCGCGCAGGCUUGGAACCUCUCGCUGAGCCAGCUAUACGCAGGGCUGGGAAUGCCUCAUUGGCUCCAGAUACGCUGGUCGAAGGAAUUGCGAUUGAACAACAUUUUUCAUUUGACCUGGACUUUCAAGAUGUCGACUGGAGUUUUUGGGACAGCAUGGAGUAA
Bipolaris victoriae FI3 is the source of this 1914-nucleotide messenger RNA. RefSeq lists its product as hypothetical. Lineage: Eukaryota; Fungi; Ascomycota; Dothideomycetes; Pleosporales; Pleosporaceae. The transcript is spliced from 4 exons. Bases 1 to 1914 code for a protein of 637 amino acids. The record is from RefSeq and is a predicted model, not a curated record. Gene Ontology annotation, biological process: regulation of DNA-templated transcription; DNA-templated transcription. Gene Ontology annotation, molecular function: DNA binding; zinc ion binding; DNA-binding transcription factor activity, RNA polymerase II-specific.